AGCAGUCCGCGCUGUGGCGCGGCCCCGCUCCCGUCCCUGGUCGGUCAGGGUCCGUGGUUGUCCCCAGACUGCUGGUUGGAUGAAGCUAGCGCGACUCAUGAAGGUGUUCGUCACUCGCAGGAUCCCCCCCGAGGGCUGGGCCGCGCUCACCCGGGCUGCAGACUGUGAGGUGGAGCAGUGGGAUUCAGAUGAGCCUAUCCCCAGCAAGGAGUUGGAGCGCAGGGUGGCAGGAGCUCACGGCUUGCUCUGCCUCCUCUCUGACCGCGUGGACAAAAAGGUUCUGGAUGCUGCAGGAGCUGACCUCAAAGUCAUCAGCACCCUGUCUGUGGGCGUCGACCACCUGGCUUUGGAUGAAAUCAAGAAGCGUGGGAUUCGAGUAGGCUAUACUCCAGAUGUCCUGACUGAUGCCACUGCAGAACUCGCUGUCUCCCUGCUACUCACCACCUGCCGCCGGUUGCCAGAGGCCAUUGAGGAAGUGAAGAAUGGUGGCUGGACAACAUGGAAACCCAUGUGGAUGUGUGGUUACGGACUCACGCAGAGCACUGUCGGCAUUUUAGGGCUCGGGCGCAUAGGCCAGGCUGUUGCGCGGCGAUUGAAACCAUUUGGUGUCCAGAGGUUUCUGUACACAGGACGUCAUCCUAGGACUCAGGAAGCAGCAGAAUUCCAGGCAGAAUUUGUGUCUGCCCCCGAGCUGGCUGCUGAGUCUGACUUUAUUGUGGUGGCCUGCUCCUUAACACCUGACACCAAGGGGCUCUGCAACAAGGACUUCUUCCAGAAGAUGAAGAAGACAGCUGUGUUUGUCAACAUCAGCAGGGGAGAUGUCGUAAACCAGGAUGACCUGUAUGAGGCCUUAGCCAGUGGCCAGAUUGCAGCUGCUGGACUGGAUGUGACGACCCCAGAACCAUUGCCCACUAACCACCCUCUGCUGACUCUCAAGAACUGUGUGAUCCUGCCCCACAUUGGCAGUGCCACCCACCAGACUCGCAACACCAUGUCCUUGUUGGCAGCUAACAACUUGCUAGCUGGCCUGAGAGGGGAACCAAUGCCCCGUGAAUUUAAGCUGUAGCCAAAUGGGACUAAGGCCUGAGACCUAGUGCCCUGAGAUUCUGCUGGACACUCCAGGCUGGAUUUAGAAACCAAGGGGAAGCCUGAUCGGUAGUCUGCAAAAGACAAGUGCUGGGAGAAAUGCUUGUCACGUUUAUGGCUGUACAUAUCUGAGCCCAAAGUCUGUAACUACCAUUAAAUAAUUUUGUGAGAUUG
Molecule: messenger RNA, 1260 nt
Organism: Dipodomys spectabilis (banner-tailed kangaroo rat)
Lineage: Eukaryota; Metazoa; Chordata; Mammalia; Rodentia; Heteromyidae
Gene: Grhpr
Product: glyoxylate and hydroxypyruvate reductase
Exons: 9
Coding region: 80-1066 (328 amino acids)
Cellular component (GO): cytosol
Molecular function (GO): hydroxypyruvate reductase (NADH) activity; hydroxypyruvate reductase [NAD(P)H] activity; glyoxylate reductase (NADPH) activity
Source: RefSeq, a predicted model, not a curated record